CUCCGCGGUUCAAGCCUCGUCGAAAUAACUCCACUUCUCCUACUCUCCCCCCCGUUCUGCUCUGUUCUGCUCUGUUUCAGUUAUGGCGGACGAGAGCAUAGACGACGGCGAGUUCUGGCUCCCUCCCCAGUUUCUCGAGGACGACCUAGCCGGCGACGAGUCCGACUUGUCGGACCUCAGCUCCCCGGUGGAGUCCGUGGCUGGCUCCGCUGAGGACUGGAGCGACGAGGAAGACCACCUCGCCGGUCUCAGGAAGAAGAUGGCCUGCUCUACUCUCCAAGGUGAUUUCAACAAGCUAGACCAAGAGAAGUGCAAGGGGUGGUUCCGCUCUGGUUCGCCGAAAUCGACCCUGCAUGGAUUCGGCGGUGGCUGUGGCCCCAUGCAGAGAUUGUUGACUCCGGCAACUGUGCAUGUGCUCUGCGGGGCCACCAGCAAAGUCCCCCCGAUGAAAAUGAGCGAGCAAGCGCAACCCUGUGGAUCCAAUCGGAGAAUGGUCCAAAAAUCCGACGCCGGUUUCAUCCCUCACCAGUUGCUUUCUCAGCGGCAGUUGCAGGCCACUCAUUUGCAGAGGUUGAGACAGCAGCAGAUGAUUCAAAGCCGGAUUUUGGGGCAGCACCAGGUGGUCCAUGAUGGCCCUCUUGGCCAGGAGUGGCCGCCUCUGCAGCAGGCACAUCAGAAGAAUCAUCAUGUGACCUAUCAACUUGGGAGGCCUGGGGCUGGGGCGAUGAGGGCUGCUGUCUUCCUCGGAGCUCCGGGGACUCGACCGUGCACGGGCACCGGAGUCUUCUUGCCCCGGCAAGUGGGCGCUCGACCUGAACCCAGAAAGAGACAAGCACGCUCCCCAGUUUUGAUUCCGGCCAAGGUGGUGCAGGCCUUGAACUUGAGGUUUGAGAGCAGAGGUCCUCAAACCCAGCAGCAGCCUCAGUCUCGCUCCAAUGGGUGUUUUACUUUUGGAAGUGAUGGAACAUGCAGAUUUACUAGUGAAGGUUUCGCGGAACCACGGACCAUUGUGAACCAUGAGACGAUUCAGCUGCCUCCGGAGUGGACCUACUGAAAGAUGUCCGAUGAAUGAAGAUUGGUUUUUUGGUGUAGGAAGUAGGAAAAAGGAGAGGAAGCUAGUUAGUCUUUUAAUUUAAAUAAUGGCAUAUUAAUUAUAGGAUGGAGAGAAGGGAAGGGUGAAGAAAUCUCAAGAAGGGGUUCUUUUGUUAGGACUAGGGGGAAUGAAUAAUAAGGUGACGCUGGGCUUCGAGAAUAACAGCGGCAAAGUGUACUAAAAUGGAAGUUUCUGUUGUUCUUUUGGGUAAUAAAAGAUUAGAUGAUGAUGGUGAUCUCUCUGGGCUUCAACGGGGAGGAAGGGUCGUUGACAUGGGCAAGGAAGAGGUUGGGGGCUGGUCCAUCUAAAGUUUUGUAUGGGAGUUUCAGCUCUCUCUCUCUCUCUCUCCCCGUGAAAAAUGGUUGGAAAUGAAUUAUAGUUUCUUUUUUAUGCCUC
Molecule: messenger RNA, 1489 nt
Organism: Punica granatum (pomegranate)
Lineage: Eukaryota; Viridiplantae; Streptophyta; Magnoliopsida; Myrtales; Lythraceae
Source: RefSeq, a predicted model, not a curated record